AUGGCUACGGAUGUAUUAGAAGAAAAUCGUUUUAAAAAUCAAUGUUCUCUAUAUGAAUCAACUCAUGUUCAAUUAACUAACGGUACUAUACAUCAUCAUCAUCAUCAUCCUCCAACAACAUCAACAGUAUUAAAUGCAUCAUCAAUAUCUACAACUACUCAUAAUCGACGUGUUAAAUAUCCAACACAAACAAAUUUAUCUUCAUCUCAUUCAUUAUCAAAUUCAAUUCAUAAUCGACAUUCGGGUUCGGCUGAUAUAUUCAAUUUUAUUCGUUCGUUUGCAAGGAAACCUUUUAAAACAUCAUCAAUGACAAAUGCUGUAGCUGGAGGUGAAACAAGCAAUGUUAUAGGUGGUAGUAAUAUACGUAAUAAAUCUUCUGUCAGUCUCCUAAGAUAUCGUCCAUUGAGUGACGUUUUGACCGAUCACACUUCUUAUACACAAUCUAAUCAUGCAGUUGAAGAAUUUCUUAAACAUAUGGAAUGGUCAGAAAAUUCAACAACAAAUGAAACACGUGUAAAAUGGAAUACAGCUAUGAAAUUUUUAAUUCCAACUAAAUUUGAUGUUAAUCGAGCAAUUGAUUUAUAUAAAACUCAUGAGAAUCUUCGUAAAACAGAAAAACUUGAUCGUAUUUGGAUAAAAAAUCCUUAUCUUAUUCGUGAAAUUGAAUCAAAUAAAUUUUUUUCAUUGUCACAAAUACCAAAUCAACCAUUAACAGUUAUAUUUACAGCAUCAAAUCUUAAUUAUUUAACUUUGAAUGAUUCACUUUCACAACAAGAUCAUGAAUUAAUUACAUUACAAGCGUUAGUUUGUCAACUUGAUGUUGCAACUGAAAGUAUUGAAGUUCAACAAAAUGGUUUAAAUUUUAUAUAUGAUAUGCAAAAUUAUUCAGCAUCACAAUUCAAUAUAAAUCUUAGUAAAAAAAUUGUUAAACUUCUACAAGGUGGUUAUCCCGCAAUGGUUAAAAAUAUAUUUACUAUAUCAGCUCCAAAAUGGUUUAGAGUAAUCUAUAAGGUACUCGCGAUUUUUUUAAGUCAAAAAUUGCGUGAUAGGGUAACAUUUUGUACAGUUGAUCAAAUACGUGAACGUUUAACAACACAAUAUGGUUAUUCAUUAGAUAACAUUCCAAUAUCAUUAGGUGGUACCUAUGAUCCAAUGGUUAACAGUCGUAGUCGUUAUCAAAUAUGUUUAUCAAAAGUAAUAAAUAAUCAUUCAAUAUGUUAUCCUUAUUAUUCUCUUGAUUAUCAACCAAUGACAACAAAAUCAAUGAAUGAUAAUUUUGUUUUUAAUAAUAAUCAUCAUAAUCACGAUAAAUCGAGUUUUUCAUUAAAAACAACAACAACAACAACAACAACUUCGCCAUCAUCACUUAUUAGAUUUGUUUCUUCAAGACGUAAUAAUGAGUCAUUAACAGAAGUUCGUAUGCGAAAACGUGAAUCAUCCUUAUCAAAUGAUCAUGAUAAACGCCGACGAUCUAACGAAAGUCUUCUUAUUGAAGAAGAAUCACCUACGAUAAAUUCAUCAUCAUCAUUAUCACGAAAAGAAAAUUAUGAUGAUCAAUUAAAACGAAAUGAAAAUUGUCAUCAUGAUUAUAAUAUAAGAAAGAGUAUGAAUGAAAACGAAUGUCGUGAAUUAAAAUGUGAUAUCAAACGAACAGCAAUAACAAAUCUUUAUAAACCAUUGAAUGAAACCGAAUUUUUAUCUAAAACACAUUCUGAAAUAAGACAAGAAUUUCGUAAAAUGCCAAAUCCACCAGCAAAAGAUACGCAUGUUGCAAAAUACGAAGAAAAUCUUGAUAAAUCUCGUUAUCGUGAUGUUCUACCAGGUGAAUCAACUCGUGUUAAACUUCAAGAAGAUACUGAUGAUCAAAAUGAUUUUAUCAAUGCUAAUUAUGUUAGUGGUUAUAAUAAUCAAGAAAAAGCUUAUAUAUUUACUCAAGGACCAUUACAAGCAACAGUAAAAGAUUUUUGGCGUAUGAUAUGGCAAGAAAAUAUAUCAAUUAUAGUCAUGACAACAAAUAUUCGUGAAUCUGGUACAAUGAAAUGUUAUCCAUAUUGGCCAUUAAAAAUAAAAGAAUAUCUUAAUACAGGAUUAUAUCAAAUUCAAAAUGAAAAAUCUGAUCCAUAUGAUAGUUUUAUUAUAACAACAUUAUUAUUAAAGAAAAAAACUAAUUCAGAAAUUCGAACAAUUUAUCAUGCACAUUAUCUUAAAUGGCCUGAUCAUGGUAUACCAACUGGAACAAAAGAUGCAUUAUUAUUUUUAGAAAAAGUUGAAUAUUAUAAAGAAUUAACAAAAACAAAAUCUCCAAUUCUUCUUCAUUGUUCAGCUGGUAUUGGACGUACAGGAACAUUUUGUGCCAUUGAUAUUGGUAUAAAACGAUAUUUAAAUGAAAAAAUUAUUGAUAUACCAUCAACAGUUAUUAAAAUGCGACAAGAACGUGCUGGUAGUGUUCAAACAGAAGAUCAAUAUUUAUUUGUUUAUUUAGCUUUAAUGGAUUUUAUUAAACGACAACAAAUUAUACAAGAAAAAAAUCAUAAUUUAGAAUUACGAAAUAGUAAAAAAUCAUUUGAAUUAGAUCAAAUAAAUAAAUUAUCAUUAAUUAAUACGUCAAAUAUAAUUAAUUUACAAGAAUCAAUAUCUCAACAGAUUAAAACAUCAAAUGAUUCUUUAGUAGCAAAUAUUCAACAUUUAAUAUCAUCUACAAAUGAUAUUAUUCGACAACAAACUUCAUUAAUGCCAUCGACUAAUGACAAUGAAAUAGAUAGAAAAAUUCGUACAUAG
This is a messenger RNA of Rotaria sordida, 2778 nucleotides long. Lineage: Eukaryota; Metazoa; Rotifera; Eurotatoria; Philodinida; Philodinidae. The record is from the annotation of a GenBank genome assembly.